GAUCCAAUUCAAAUGAACCGAAAUAUUCAGCUUAUUUUCAAAAAAUGUGAACAAUCAAUCCGUUUCCGAAUGUUAUCAUCAUCAUCGUCAUCAUUUGUAUAUUCACCAUCUUCAUCAAUUCCUCCACAUAUUCCAAUUAUGAAAUCAGAAAUUAUAAAAUAUACCCAACCAAAACCAGGUCAAGUUUAUUUAGAUAUGACUUUUGGUACAGGAGGUCAUGCGAAUGAAAUAUUGAAAUAUGCCGGUGAUAAUUUGACUUGUUACUUUCUAGAUCGCGAUCCAACAAGUUUAUCAUUUAUGGAAUCUCUUCGUAAAAAUUAUAGCUCAUCCAAUCAUAAAAUAUAUCCACUUAUUGGACGAUUUAGUGAUCUUCCUCAAUUAUUAAAUGGCUAUGAUUUGAAAUAUCAAUCAGUUGAUUUAAUUCUUAUGGAUUUAGGUGUAAGUUCACCACAAUUGGACAUUGAAUCUCGUGGAUUUGGUUUCAAACAUAAUGCUCCAUUAGAUAUGCGUAUGAAUCAAAGUCCGAAUGUACAAAAAGAUACACCAACUGCAGCUGAUGUCAUUAAUACAUUGAAUGCUGACGAAUUAUCAAAUAUAUUCAGUAUUUAUGGUGAAGAACGUUUAUCUAAACGUAUUGCAAAUGCUAUUAUUGAUUAUAGAAAUGAUGUUGGUUCAAUUCAAACAACAAAACAAUUAGCUGAUUUAAUUCAUUCUGUUGUGCCAAUGAAUAGAGAAGGUAGAAGCUCAAUUCAUCCAGCUACACGUGUAUUUCAAGCAUUACGUAUUUUCAUUAAUGAUGAACUAAAUGAAUUAUGUAUCGGUUUAGAAUUAGCUGAAUUCUUGUUAAAACCUGGUGGUUAUCUAGUUGUUCUAUCAUUUCAUUCAUUAGAAGAUCGUUUAGUGAAAUGGUCAUUCCAUUCUGAUCAUAAACAUUUAACCUUAUCUAAAUAUUUAUCACAACGAAGUCGACAUUUUCAAUGUCUUAAUAAAAGACAAGAAUAUGAAGAUGAUGAAAUAUCAAAAGAAUCUCUGGGACAGAUCAAAUCAAAAUGGAAUUGUGUUAUUGGACCUAUAACUCCUUCCGAUUCAGAGAUAGAUUCUAAUCCAAGAAGUCGUUCAGCCAAAUUGCGUAUAGCAAAAAGAGCAUAAUUGGAAAGAGAUUAAGAAAACAACGACAAUAAGUGAUUAGAUUACUAAUCAAGUUGUAUGAUGUACAGAGUAUUAGAUGUGUGGAUAAAUACAAUGCAAUUGAGUUUCGCUAAACAGUUCCAAUUCUGAAGUUACAUUUUGUACAUAUCAGUUUGUUUUCUUCACACAAAAAAAAUCGUAUUUGUACACUUAUGUAAUUAUUGCACCAAUUAAAUUGAUAUGAUCGAUUUUACUUUCCAUAAGUAUGGGGGGGGGGCUUUUUUCAUUUGUUUUAAGGUCUGUUUUAAUGACACCGUUUCUUAGAACAAACCUAUAUAUGUGUCAGUAAGAGUCCACAACUUCCUGUUAUUAAUAUUCAGGACUAUAAUUUAUAUCAGUUUCCGUCCCUAUAAUAUAUGCAUCCUGAAUUGACUUACUUACUCUUGUUACCCCUCGUUGAGGAGCAUAAACUGUUCACCAGCAUUCUCCAUCUAACUCCGUCCUGAACAAUCCUUUCCAGUUGUUAUUUACUGUUUCUAAUUGUCAACGUAGUGUGUUCUUCCGCCUUCCUUUUUUCCGUUUCCCUUCGGGAUUCCAGGCUAGCGCUUGUCUCUUGAUGCAGUUUAGUGGUUUCCGUAACAUAUGUUCUAUCCACCGUCAUAGUCUUUUCCCAAUUUCCUCUUGAGCUGGAAGCUGAUUUAUUCUCUCUCACAGUAAGCUGUUGCUGGUGGUAUCCGAUCAACAAACAUUAAGUAUCUUACGUGGAUAAUUGCUUAUAACUACUCGUAUUUUUUAUUAUGGUUGUGAUAAUUCUACGGAUUUCAGCUCCAUACAAUAGAACUGUGUUGACGUUCACAUUGGAGAUUCUAACUUACAUAUUGGUUGACAGUUGUUUUGAGUUCUUCAAUUGUAGAAAUGCUGUCCUUACCUUGCCUUUAUGUUUGCAUCAGAUCCUCCUUAUUCAUUGAUGAUGCUGUCUAGGUAUGUGAAAGUUCCCACCUUUCCUAGAGUUUCUUCACCCUGAAUUCAUUGCACUGCCACAAAUAUCUCUAUGGAUAUCAGCACCAGAAUAAAAUCACAUCCAACUGACUGGUCUCAUGUAGGAUGUAACGUGUUACCUGGUCUCAUAUACAUAAGUAUUAGUAUUUGCGUCUCAGAUUGAUCUCUGUUAUUCAAUAAAUAUAAAGCAAAUUCAGUGAAGGAAGUUUUCUCUUUUUGACAAAAUCAUUUACUUAACCUGUACAUUGAUACUUAUAGUUGUAUGGUAAGUGUGUAAGUUUAUAGAAGGAUAGAAAAAGAUUGCAUCACAAAGUGAUUCGAGACUAAUUAUCAAAGGAGGUUACGUAAUAAUCAAGGGGUUAGAUAAGAAUAGAACGAAAAUAAUCUACAGGUCAGAAUACUAGUUUGGAAAAAGCAAGACCAAGAGAGGCUGAAUCUACCGUUUUGCACACAGAGUUCAAACCUGAAUUGGUGGAUCGCCAACGCUUCAGCAAUGCCUAAGUUUUUGAUUCGACCUUCCUUUGGUUUUGUAGAUUAUUUUAAAGGAAUGCUCCGUAGUGACGUGUCCAGAGUUGAUUGGAUGCUCCUGUAUUGAAUUGGUAACUGUUUUGUAUUCUCCUUUUAAAAACGAUGCCGGGUAAUGUUCUAAGAUGCGUUCAGUAAGUGAUCGCUUUGUGAGGCCAAUGUAAUGUGCCCCAAAGGACCAAGCAAAUUUAUAGUUACAUAUCGUUUAUUGUGAUUAUUACUCAACCUCACUUGGUAAUCAAAGUCUCGAAUCACUUUGUGAUGCAAUCUUUUCUAUCCUUCUAUACACUAAUAUAUUUACCAUACAACUGUAGAUACGAAUUUACAGAUUAAGUAAAUAAUUUCGUCGAAAAGAUAAAAUUUUCUUCGCUGAAUUCCCUUUAUUUUUAUUCAGUGACACAAUGGGUUAAUUUUUGAUGACCUCUGUUGUUUGGUUCGAAGUUUUUUGUUUAAAAUGAUGUUGAGGAGAGUCAUCUAUCCAAAUGCCCUGGUACGGCCGACGGUACAGAGAGUCAGUUCUCUCUCUCCAAAUGCUCUCAAAUGGCCACACGUACACAGCUACUACCAGGGAGGUCCAACCCACUGCCAUCUCUCGGCGGAAGCGUUGUGCACGAAAUCGGGAAGACGAAAAGCGAAUCUCCGACGCUUUAAAUGGGUUGAUGAACAUAUGAAGGAUCCACCUAGGGGAG
Molecule: messenger RNA, 3341 nt
Organism: Schistosoma rodhaini
Lineage: Eukaryota; Metazoa; Platyhelminthes; Trematoda; Strigeidida; Schistosomatidae
Source: the annotation of a GenBank genome assembly